AUUCUGGGUAGAAUAACGUGUAUCAUAUUCUCCUCCCGUCUCUCGUCACCACUCGUUACUUCACGGCAUUGCGCGACAUUAUGAGAUUUGCAAUAAAUGAAAGAUCGACCACACCGAAGGGAACACGCAAGGCGUAAUAAGCAGUUUUCCGAGCGUUGAAAGGUGGGCGAUUCGCUAUACUGCGUUAGCAUCGAGUGAUAUUCGAGUAUUCGAAUAUACGAAAAGCCGUAUCUAACUCGUACGGGCAUCUAAAAUCCCGAGGUUAUUUGACAAUCUCGAAGUUUCUGCGUACGUCUGCGACGCGAACAUACAGACAACAAUGAUCGACCUAACAGUCAAGACCUUGGAUUCGCAAAAUCAUGUCUUCUCCCUGGAAGACGACCAAAUCACAGUCCGUGGCUUUAAAGAACACAUAGCAGAAUCUGUAGCGGUACCAGCUGAUUCACAGAGGUUGAUUUAUUGCGGUCGAGUACUUCAAGAUGAAAAGAAAUUAAAUGAUUAUGACGUUAAUGGAAAAGUAAUUCACUUGGUGCAACGCGCUCCACCUCAAUCAGGACAACACAGUAAUGAUGGCGGACAAACGCAAGGUCAGGGCAACCGACAGGGCUGGCAAAGCUCGCAGAGACCACACUAUCGUGUCACGCGCACUCAAAUGCAUGGAAAUGCAAUGUAUUUGGGUGCGAUGUCGGUACCGGCGGAAAUCGUGGAGGGACAUGGGAUACCACAAUUGAGCAACAGCCUGUCUGGUAGUCGUCUUACGCAUGCUGGUCGUAUGCUUGAUCGUAUAAAUGAGCUGAUUGAUCGAUUAGAUGAUCCCAGUGCUCCUCCUUUGCAUCCUACUGCGUCAGAACUCAAUCAGCCAACUGCACAGCAACAACAACAACAACAACCGCAUGAACCAGAAGUAGAGCAAAACGAGACUAAUGACGCUUCAAGAGAUGAUAGUGGUGUUAGACUCGCGGAAGCAGCCGCAGCUGCCAUUACAGCUGCAUUAUCUGCUGCUGGUGCACGUGCAGUUACGUUGUUCCGAGGAGGCAAUUACAACAGCACAAAUGCGAGACCUACAAGCGAUACGAAUGAAAAUCAAGGUGACGUACAGUCUCAGUCGCAAUCGCAAUCGCAAUCGCAAUCGCAAUCGCAAUCGCAGUCACAGUCGCAGUCACAGUCACAGUCACAGUCACAGUCACAGUCACAGCCGCAACCACAGCCGCAGACUCAACCGCAACCGCAACCGCAACUACAACAACAACCGCAACCGCAACUACAACAACAACCGCAACAGCAACAGCAACAAAAUCAAGGACAAGGACAAGAAACUGACACGGGAGCUACAUCGAGCAAUGCUGGACAAAGCAGGAGGACUCAACAGCAAGAUCUACCACGACCUCCACAGAUGGCAGAAUUAUUGCAGAGAUUAUACAAUACUCAAGAGCGACUAAGACCGUAUUUAGAACGUUAUUGCGUGCUUAUGCUACUCGAUCCUUCAUUACCACCUGGACCUGGACCAAACACCGUGGAAGAGAGUCAGAGAUUAGUAGACGGAGUCGGCGAAAUUCUACACCUUAUGUCUCACAGUUGCCAUGCGCUGAGCGACAUUAUUAUCGAUAUGAGCCAACCACCACCGAGAAACUUACGCUGCCGCCCGAUAAUAGUACAGCAUUCGGCCAUUUUACAGCCUGGUAUUCCGAUCCAGGUGGAGGCACAUAUUAGUCUGAAUGGUCGCACCGCUAAUAAUAAUAACAGUAACGAAGAGACGGCCGAGUCCGGUAAUCAACAGGCACAGUCGGAAAAUGCAGAAUCAACGAUUCCAUCGCGUGUUAAUGCAGAGGAAGGUAAUCAAGAACGAGAAUCCGAUGGUACAACGCAGUCGCAGGCGGAGAGGCCGCAACAAGAGCAAGGCCAGUCGCCCUUCGGUACAGUAUUCAACUUGCCGAACAACGUCGAAGUGCUGAUGGAAGUGAGCUCCGAGAGCAAUAUAGAAGGUGGAUCAGGUAAUGAACAGAAUGCAACAGGCAAUGAGAACAACAACAAUGCUAACGCCCGCAGGACAAAUAUAUUUCCGUUCGGCGCAGCUCCGCCGCCCUAUUUCAUGCGAAACUUCAUGCAGGCCGUUGCGGGACACAUGGUGCACGGCGGUAUUACCACUACGACCAUAAGUUCCAGAAAUCAACCUGUUGUUACUACCAUAGCAGGAGGGCAACAAGGUGGUCCUGCAACAGUUGACAGUGGAAGCACGAAUGCCGGUCAAAGUACUCAAGCACGGAGUAAUACCGGUACUCAUCCUACCACUGCUACUCAAACUCGAAGUACAUCGCGACCGCACGUGUUCCAUCACCAUGCACAUCCAGUUGGUCUUGGCAUGAGCAUCGGAUUGGGCCUCGACUUUGAUCCAUAUCUCCCAUGCAACUCGCAUCAUGUUUAUCGCACUCCGACGAGCGCUACAUCUAACACUGCAACCGGAGUGACGACUUCUUCGCAAACGACGCGUACGGCUUCAACAGUUACAACAGACGCUCAGAAUCAAACAAAUCAAACUGCAACAACUUCGACUACAACUACUGGUGCCACUUCUACGAACGCAACAUCGGCGACGAGCACGGAAACAGCUAAUAAUCCUUUCGUGAACUUAUUGCAACAGAUAUUAAGCCAGUCGGCAAGCGGUCAAUCGCAGCCUAAUAUCAGCAUCAGCAGUAAUGCUCCAAACUUGGGCGAAAAUCUGGGGAGUAUUAUGCAGAUGCUCGGCAACAAUAUACAUGUAGGAUUCGUAAGUGACAGUAUCGGAAGUACUCUUACUUUAGCGGAUUUAUUCGAGGGUGGAGGUCUAUCUAUGGAUCUUUUCACAUCGCAGGAAUCCGGCAGAGAGGAUAACUUCCUUGUCGAUCUUUUUGUACUACUGGCUCAAACUAUGACUCUGGAUGGAUUAAUUAGAUUACGUCUCGGUCAAUGGGAACCGAUUGUUCGUCUUCGAAGACCACUGCAGGAAUUUUUACAAUAUACAUUUUCGACUGCCUCAUCGCCGAGCGCCCUGCAAGAACAAACGAUCGAACGCUUGCUUUCUCAGCUGCGACCUCAUAUCCAAAAUCUUUUGGCGUCUGAAGAAAACGUCAGUGGCAGGAGCGCAUCUCGUGUUGACAUUUGUGCAACUGUCGAAUCGUUGAUCGCUCGUCAUGCAAGAGAUAUACUUAGGAUUUUGUUUGAUAAUGGAGUUGACGAUGCGAGAUUCGCGCAGGAGAUUCUGAACAUCCUGAUUAAUUUGUGCAAGCAAUUCUGCACGGUGCUUCGGUAUUCGCUGCGAGGCGGUCAAGCUGGGAUCGAAGCGAUAGCAACACGUUUUGUGGGUGACUUGAUGGACGGCGGCAAUCCCGCUCUUCGCCAAUGGAUAUUGAAUGGAUUCAUCGCUCAUCUCCGUACUUACUUUUUGCGCGUGCCGCAACCUCCGGAUUCAGAAAUCAUACCACUUUUGGUGUACAAGAAUAUAUUGUCCCAGCAGUCAUCGGUUUCUUCGGUUUCGACGCGAUCUGCACAAACACAAUCGGAAGACGAGCCGAUGGAAACCGAAUCUCUGGAGCAGCAACCGACGCGCGAAAGCUCCCUAUCUGAGGAUCGCGACAUUCCGGAAACAUUCCCCGGACAUGAAGCUUUACCUUCGGAUUGGGUGCCGAUCAUCGCUCGUGAUGGCGUGAGACAGCGUCGACAGUUGCAGAUGCAAAGUGUGACACCAAACGUGACGACGUUUAGUGAUGCAUAUUUGGGUGGAUUGCCGAGCAAACGUCGCAAGUUGAUCGAGCAACAGAAACCGCGGCUUUUAGUUAGUCCCACUCCAAAUCAUCAUUCGACAAUAGCGGCGUCCAUGGAACGGCUAGUUAGAGAAGGCGUCGGCCGUGCCGGCGUUGAAGAGGUCGAAGGCGCUGCCGUGGCCGUCGCGGCGGACCCGGCGGUUCGACGCGCAUUCGGUCAAGCUAUUAGAGACUGCUUAAAUCCAUGUCGAUAUGGCACGCCGGACUUUCCAGACCCGCUACGCUUCCCGAACGCGACCAAGUAUUUCGCGGAUCAGGAACGUCCGCCGAAAUAAUAGCUAGCAGUAAGGUAAAAUCGUAAAAUAAAACAUCGUACUUUGAGCAUCAGGAGAUAUGCUAAUUUGACGAUGAAUAGACAGUCCGAAAGAAUCGACACACAAAACAAACAAUCCGAUUCCGUAAACAUUUUAAUUCCGUAAAAAAAAAAAGAAGAAAAUCACAAUCACAAUUUUCUCAAUGUAUAAGUAUCUCCAAUGAAUCUAACAGCUAAUCAGCAUGACAGGUGCAUCUAUGUAUUAUCUGUAUGCUCAUAUCAAUAUCCGCUUUUAUAGAAUUACUAUUAUUAAUCUUCGGGUUAAGUUGAUUGUAAACUGAUUAAUUCACAUUUAGAACAUACCUUAAAUCAAACUUUCCGUCAAGUCUUUGUUAAGGGAAAGUUGAUAACAAUUUCGUAAAGGAAUACGAACACCUGUAUAUAUAUAUAGAUGUAAAAAUUAUUAACUGUGCACUCCUUUAUUUAUGAUUUUUGCACUUGUGCAUUAGCUCCCAAUUCCGCUGACCCGGCAAGAUAGUUUUUCACUCUAUUAUUUUUUUUAUCGUUAGAUUGACUACUCCGAAUCCUGUAGUAAUGGUAAAUUUGGAGUGGCUGCAAUAAGGAAAAUAGGUCGAAAUUGUUAAUCAUAUAUUGCAAAUCUCUCACAAAAAAAUCUUGUCGGAUGUUUUGUGUAGAUAAUUAACUUUUCGACGUCUCUGAAGACCCGGGAAACAUUUCUGAAGUGGAAUCUUUCUACGACGUGUGUAUAUCUUACGAAUUACACGCUAAGACAAAUCGAUGUGUAUGACGCGCGGCUAUGGUAAUACGUAUACUAUAUGUGAAGUAAGUUUAAUUGUUCCAAUAACCAAGCAGUUGUAAGGAGAGAAAAUGAAAAUACAAUAAAGUUGUGUAUCCCUUUU
Linepithema humile (Argentine ant) is the source of this 4970-nucleotide messenger RNA. Its product is annotated as large proline-rich protein BAG6. Gene Ontology annotation, molecular function: misfolded protein binding; polyubiquitin modification-dependent protein binding. The record is from RefSeq and is a predicted model, not a curated record. NCBI's taxonomy places the organism in Eukaryota, Metazoa, Arthropoda, Insecta, Hymenoptera, Formicidae. Gene Ontology annotation, cellular component: BAT3 complex.